Biomphalaria glabrata is the source of this 1686-nucleotide messenger RNA. RefSeq names its product protein Dr1-like. The record is from RefSeq and is a predicted model, not a curated record. NCBI's taxonomy places the organism in Eukaryota, Metazoa, Mollusca, Gastropoda, Planorbidae. Bases 108 to 671 code for a protein of 187 amino acids. The transcript has 4 exons. Gene Ontology annotation, molecular function: core promoter sequence-specific DNA binding; TBP-class protein binding; protein heterodimerization activity. Gene Ontology annotation, cellular component: negative cofactor 2 complex. Gene Ontology annotation, biological process: negative regulation of transcription by RNA polymerase II; positive regulation of transcription by RNA polymerase II; RNA polymerase II preinitiation complex assembly.
CAUAAAAUUGCUCUAUAAAACAGUUUUUUUUCUUUUGUUUUAGAUUACGCUAUUUUAAAAGUUUUGACAUAGAUCUAGCUCUUUAAAAAAGAAAAUUCAGAAAGUUGAUGACAAUAACAAAACACUCUUCUGAAAAGUCUUCCUAUAUAACAAUGACAGAUAGCAGAGAGAACAGAGAUCAACCCCAACCUGAUGAUGACCUGAGUAUACCAAGAGCAGCUCUGAACAAAAUGAUCAAAGAGUUGCUGCCCAACAUACGAGUCGCCAAUGAUGCAAGGGAGCUUAUACUUAGCUGUUGUACAGAAUUCAUACACCUAGUUUCCUCGGAGGCUAAUGAGAUCUGUGUCAAGACAAACAAGAAAACUAUCUCCCCUGAUCAUAUUGUAGCAGCUUUAGACAGUUUGGGAUUUGGAGCAUACAAAAAUGAAGCCAAAGCUGUUCUCAAAGAAGCAAAAGCAGUAGCAGCUAAGAAACGUCGUGGAAGCUCAAGGCUUGAGAAUCUUGGCAUUCCAGAGGAAGAACUAUUACGCCAGCAACAAGAGCUGUUUGAAAAAGCUAGGCAAGAACAGGCCAUGUUGGACCAGCAACAGUGGAUGCAAAUGCAGCAGGCUUUGCAACAGCAACAACAGCAGCAACAGCUGAGGCAGGAUGAGAAUGAUGACUACUCCUAGCAGGAGAGUGACAGGGGCACAAGUGGAUUUGUGAUUGAACCAAAUGUUUGGAUCUGGCUAUUGUGUGUUAUGAUUGAACUGUAAUAAAUAUUCAUUUCUCUAUUCAAUUUUUGUUUGACUUAGCUUCUCUAAGUUUUCUCUCAGAUUUAGAAGUUCCUCAAAGUAGAAUGGCAGGUUCAUAAUAAAAAUAUAUUCCUUCUAGUUUUUUUCGCCAUGAAAUGUCUAUUAUAAAUAGCUAAUAACUAUGGGUACCCUUAGAUAUUUCCUCAAUUUGUAAACUUUUAAAGAUUCUCUUGAAUACUUAUGUAUAGAGCAAAAACAAAAAAGAUAUAUGACCUUCAUAAACUUGAUUUCUUAAUUCUUCUUGAACUUUUUCAUAAAAGAAAAUAGAAAUCUUAUCAACUACAAACGAUGAAGGUACAGUUAUUUGUAUAUAACAUUCAUUCACCCUGAUAUUCAAGAACAAUUCAUUCUAUGGUAAAACAUUUUACUGUAACAAAACUAUUCCAAAUUUUAUUUUUGUAAUUGAUAAGGAUUCUAAGUACAUCUAAAAUAAUUAAAAAUAGAUUUAAUUACAUUAAAAGUUGAUAAAAUAAAAAUAUACUCAUGUUUAACAAAUAUUUUUUAGUAAAGAUUCAUUCAGUUCUCUUUAAAAAAAAAAAAGUAUUAUAUUUCAACAGCUCAUUUAUUGUUUGAAGUAUGAGAUAAAAACCCAGAUCUGGACAAUAUCUAAACUUUUUUUUUAGAAACAUAACUUCUUUAGCCAACAGAUUCAAUAUCUUUAUUUUAUCCCUUCAAAUUGCAUGGAAAAUAACAUGCUUCAAAUGUCUAGAAGAAUCCCAGUAAAUUUACUACAAAAAGUAGUUUUUAUCUUUACAGUAACAUUUCAACCUAAGGCUUGCUUAACUCAAUAGUGCCUAGUUCCAGUUUAAAAAAAACUCUAUUAUCUUACAAAAGAAAGAUAACUCUGAAUUUGAAAAAAAAAUUAAAAAUUAACAAACAUUUUUAAAAAUAU